AUGAAAAUAACAAUCGUAUCGUUGCAUUAUCAUACUUGGCGUCGUGUUCCUACCAAGUACAAAGAUGAUUUAUAUCCCGAGCUAGAAACUUAUUUUGAUCUUAAUAAAUCCUAUGCUCAACGACAUUAUUUAGAGGAUAAAAUGGGAAUCAAGCUACAGCAUAUUGAGGGUUUGAGACAAAUGCGCUACAAAGAAGGUUCGGGUUGGUGUACAAAUCGAGCACAAGAAGAUUGUGAGAAAAUUCAAGAGGAAUAUGAGAAAAUGCAAAACGAGGAAUGA
Messenger RNA from Lactuca virosa, 279 nucleotides. The record is from the annotation of a GenBank genome assembly. NCBI's taxonomy places the organism in Eukaryota, Viridiplantae, Streptophyta, Magnoliopsida, Asterales, Asteraceae.